AUGGCACAAUCGACAGUUGAGAGACGCGGAAUCUACUGCGGUAUACCUUGUUACCCACCGACCCUGAAGGGUUUGAAUGCAAUUGUUUUCGGAGCCAAUGGCAUUUCUGGUAAUUACAUGGUACGAGCUCUUUCUCGAGCUCCGGAGAGAUGGCACCAGGUGGUAGCAUUAUCUCGACGUCCACCGCUUGCAAAUCACCCUGUAUCCAAGAAUGUCAGGUAUGUCCAGGCCGAUCUGUUACAAGAUCCAAAGGAUAUUGCUAGGAUUUUAAGAGAUGAACAAAUUCAAGCCGACGUUGUCUUCUUUUUCGCCUAUAUGCAGCCGACUCCAAGGGAUGGUGCUUCAUUAUGGUCGAACGCUCAAGAGCUUUGCAAGGUCAAUGGUCAACUCCUAAGAAACUGCUUUGAUGCUCUCGAAUUAGCAGCCAUCCGACCGAAACGAUUCCUACUUCAGACUGGUGCGAAAUACUACGGCGGUGGGCUUGCAAUGCCUGCUCUCGAGUCUGACCCACGUAUUCCAGAACCUAAUUUCUAUUAUGUGCAAGAAGACCUGUUGUCUGAAUACUCUCGGAAUACUGGCGUUGAGUGGAAUGUUGUCCGGCCGGCCUUCAUUAUAGGUGCGGUUGAAGACGCAGCUAUGAAUUCCGUAUACCCAUUAGCGGUGUACGCAGCAGUACAAAAAUAUAAAGGAGAAAAACUCAUUUGGCCUGGUAAUCUCGCCGCCUGGGAGCGGGAAGUAAUACAGUCAAGUGCAUGGCUCAAUAGCUACCUCUCAGAAUAUUUGACGUUGAAUGAACACGCUGGAAAUGCGGCAUUCAACGCAGCGGAUUCUUGCUAUUUCACUUAUGGCAGAUUAUGGUUGGAACUAGCGGGCUGGUAUGGAAUUGACUACACGUUGCCAGAUACCGACACUGAGGGAUUUCAAGAGAUUUCAAUGGAUUUCAAAAAGAAUCUGAGCUUCGCCCCCACAGCGAUCAUGAAAUUCAAGUUUAGCUUUGUUCAAUGGGCUCAGAGGCCCGAGAACAAGAAGGCGUGGAAAGAACUCACGGAGAUGCAUAGCUUGGUAGGUGACCCCUUCGGAGACAGUCUUCAAAGAAUUUUCGAAUUCCUGGACUUUGCAAUGCUGCCUCCAUUUCCUUUUACAUUGAGCAUGACGAAGGCAAGAAAUUUGGGCUGGAAUGCCUCUGUUGACCCUGUUUUAUCUCAUCGUGAGGUCAUUGAGGAAUUUGUAGUGAUGAAGAUGAUCCCACCAUUAGACUAG
Molecule: messenger RNA, 1260 nt
Organism: Exophiala aquamarina CBS 119918
Lineage: Eukaryota; Fungi; Ascomycota; Eurotiomycetes; Chaetothyriales; Herpotrichiellaceae
Exons: 4
Coding region: 1-1260 (419 amino acids)
Source: RefSeq, a predicted model, not a curated record